Vittaforma corneae ATCC 50505 is the source of this 318-nucleotide messenger RNA. RefSeq lists its product as uncharacterized. The record is from RefSeq and is a predicted model, not a curated record. The transcript has a single exon. Lineage: Eukaryota; Fungi; Microsporidia; Nosematidae. The coding region runs from base 1 to 318 and encodes 105 amino acids.
AUGAAUGUAUCAAAGAUCACACAUAGCCUAACUAACCUUGUUCUGGGCAAUGCGAUUCAAGAGCCAAGGCCUAUUGACGAGCUUAGAAGAGAGCUUUCGAGCAGCACCACUCAAAUCAAGGCCAUGAAGACUGUUGUGAGCAUGCUACAGCAAGGCUAUGAUGUAAAUAUGCUCCUUGGAGAUAUUUUGAAGAUAAUCGACACCAAUAACUAUGAGCUGAAAGUCUUGUGCAGCUUUUAUCUCCGAAACACAUGCUUUGGCAGGCCCGCUUGCCAGCUAAUGUGUACACACACCUUUUUUCAAGGACUUCAACGAUAG